UACAAACUUGUUUAGCUGUAUGCUUUGUAUUCAGACUAGGAGCAGCCUGGGAAGAGCGAGUGGACAUAUCAAACAGAGAGAGACCGAGUGAGUGGGAGAGAGAGAACAAGAGAGAGAGAGUGGCUAAAGGGGAGAGGAGGGGUGUGGAGAGGAAGAAAACAGGAAUAUCCUGACUUGGCAAUCCUUCCGCAUUGUGCGUCUCUCUCUCUCCACUAAUGAUCUGUUUCUCUGGACCUGCUGAGAUGAUUCAUCCCCUCUCGGCUGCUGCUUGAACACCACAGACAGACAGACAGCAUGUCACUCCUGCCACCGCAGUGCCUGCUUGAUCUGUCCCAGCCGCUAGAGCCGCAUCCUGCCCGUAGCGUUUACACAGCAGCUGUCCUCAGUUGAGUGAGCGUCUACUGAUUCCACCCAGCGAAAUGCACUGAACUCAACUGGAUCAUGUCUUCUGGGGUUCUUUUGUUGUGCAUCUAAGCUGAGCUGAAUCUGAUGCUUCUAUUUUGGGACUUGUUUUGUGAAUUUCCCAUGAGAAUGCUGAGAGAGUGAACCUGUGAAGAAAUCUUUCUCCCUGUCACGCAAGUCUUAUCGGUUUAUUUACCAGACGUUAAAAAGGUAAACCCCGCACGGCUCUGAAAAGCAUCCUCCUUCUUCAUCUCUCACCCAACCCCCACCAUGGCGAUCUGAUAAUGGACAACACACUUUACAGUACCCGCCGCAGCCAGCUGCUGUGUGCUUUGAGUUGAGUCCAGAGAUCCUUCUGUCUAAGAGAGAGAGAGGGAGGAUGGCUGAGAGUGUGGAGGCGGAGGACUCCUCCGCCGGGCUGGUUGUCCCUCUCGGAUCAGCGUCCCUUACCCACUCCUGCACCGAUCCUAGACGAGCCUCCGAGGAGGCGCUGGAGGGGGCUGCGGCAGGUGGAGAGUGCGGGGAAGAGGGCACCGAGGGAGGCGGGGACAAUUGCGAUGGCGGUCGAGCUGGGCCCCUGGGAUUAUUGGGCUUGGCAGGGACCUGCUGUGUGUGCAUAGAGAUGGAACAGGUGCGCAGUUGCCUGCGCUCGGAGAAGAUCUGCAUCCUCCCCAUCCUGGCCUGCCUGCUCAGCCUGGCCCUGUGCACCGCUGGCCUCAAGUGGGUCUUUGUGGACAAAAUCUUUGAGUAUGAGCCGCCCACCCACCUGGACCCUGAUCGCAUGGAACAAAACCCCUUCAUCAUCAUUUCUGACCCCACACGGGAUCUGCCAGUGUCAUUUCCCUACCCCUCCCCUGUCCCCAUGCCGACGACCACCACCUCAGGACAGCCUGAGGUCAUAGUAGAGGGGAAACCCACUGGAGGACCUGUUAUGCCCCAGUCCCCCAGAGUGACUCAGUACAGCCCUACUACUGCAUUGGUGUACCCCACAGACCCACCCACGCAACCUGGACCCCCUAACACCCCAAAACCAGUGAAAAAGGGAACACCAACCCCCCACACCCAAACUACUGUGGAAUCUAAUGACGUUGUUCUCCCUAAAUUCUCUGCCACCAGCACCACCGCUGUGGUGAAGACCUCCAGCCACAUGACGCGCUGUAGUGACAGCCAGAAAAACUACUGCGUAAACGGAGGGGAGUGCUACACCCUGGACAUCACCCCUGGCAGGUCCAAGUUCCUCUGCAGGUGUCCAAAUGAAUUUACUGGUGAUCGCUGUCAAAACUACGUAAUGGCCAGCUUCUACAAAGCCGAGGAGCUGUAUCAGAAACGUGUAUUAACAAUAACAGGAAUCUGCAUUGCACUCCUAGUGGUUGGAAUCAUGUGUGUGGUUGCCUACUGCAAAACAAAAAAGCAGAGGAAAAAGCUCCAUGAUCUUCUGAGGCAGAGCCUACGAAAUGAGAGAAAUACCAUGGCAAGUAUGGCUAAUGGACCUCCGAUUUAUAACCCUUCACUUGAAAACGUCCAGUUUGGCAAUCAUCAACUCGUGAAGGAAACGGAAAUGUCUUUCUCCACGAGCCAGUACACAUCAUCAGUGCAUCAAUCGACAACGGUCACCCACACCUCCAGUCAAAGCUGGAGCAACUGCCGCAGCGAGAGUGCCUUCUCUCACAGCUGCUCUGUCUUGGUGAUGUCACCAAUGGAGAACAGCCGGCACGCCACGCCCAUCCACCGGGGUCGUUUGGACGCCACGGGCGGCGCCAGAGACCUGAGUGUCUACCUAAAGAACACCCGAGACACGCCAGACUCCUCCAGGGACUCGCCGUUCAGAGACCGGUAUGCAUCAGCAAUGACCACUCCAACGCGCCUGUCUCCUGUGGAGUUGCUCUCUCCCGUGACCCCGCCCUCCCCUCCUUCUGAGAUCUCGGCCCCACAGUCCAGCCUGGCCACCUCAGUCCCCUCGGUGGCAGUCAGCCCCACUGGCGAAGAGGAGGACCCCCUGCUGUUCACCACCACGCUGUGGCCCCGUGACAAGCCGCCGCGCCCCGACCACCACCACAGCCAAUCCAAAAGGAACUGUGCCCACUACAACUAUGGCCAUAAGGCCCACAGCCCCCCGCCCAGCCCGCUGAGGAUUGUCGAGAACGACAACUACGAGACAACGCAGGAGUGCGAGGCGAUCGCCGCCACGGUUGUGGUACCAACCGUUCCCCCGCAAAGCCUCCCUAAAAAACUCACAAACAGCAACAAUGGCCGCUGUGCCAAUAGCACAAAGCCCAAUGGCCACACGGCGGGCCACAAAACGGAGUCCAACGACCGAGUCAGCAGUACGGCGAGGAGCAUCUCGGAGAGCAACACGGAGGAGGACUAUCGCGUGGGAGAGGACACGCCCUUCCUGAGUUUACAGGAUUACAUGGCUGCAGGUGUGGAGCCACUCACAGACAGCUGCAGAACUUACCCAGCACUCCGACUCUCCCCACAGGAUGACCUGCAAGCCAGGUUAUCCUUCAUCAUCGCCAACCAAGAUCCAAUUGCUGUAUAAUGUCAAAAAUGUAAAUAUCGCUUAGAAAAAUACUUAAAACACUUCAAAAAUAAAUAAUAGUCACUACUAAACUUUUAUUUUCUAUAAAUUAAAUAUUUGCACAAAAAAAGAAAGAAAGACAACAUUUAUUUUAGCGAAGUAGUGAAUAAAGUAUUUUAUAAAUAAAUAGAAAUGUGUACAAACAUGCUCAUGUCAUGAAAGAAAGUGCCAUAUACACUACUAUAUACCAAUGGUUCAGAGUAUUUCAAUGGAGAAAAAUAUUAAUGGUGCCUUUAAUUUCCAUUUGAUGUGCUUAAGGGAACUGCAUCAUGACUCUGGUCCAUAUAUUCAUAAUUUUCUUCUCGCUGUUGGCGUUUCAACCUGACCCUUAAAACAAAAGAAUCCACCAGCACUAUGCAUUACCUAUAAUGACCUGUAUGAACUACUCACUGUAAGCUCAAUACAAUGGAAUUCUACUGAAUCUGCGGUGUUGCUUAUGUGUUCAAGUGCAUGUCAUUUCUCCCCAUUUACAUGAAUGCAGUCAUAGUCUACUUACAGAGGUGCAUACAACAAAGUAUUUAGUGUUCACCUAACACAGCACCAAAAUAUUAUACACUAUUUCAAGAUUUCCACACUCACUUUUGGUUGACUCAAAUGGUAAAAUAAAAUUUGAUUAGUAUUUUUUUAUGCUUUCUUGGCCCGUUAGCCAAUAACACAUUAAUUACCAAGUCAAUCACCUGGGAAGAAUAUUGAAUGUGUAAUCUGAUUAACAUGAUUAAAUAUUUGUAUGAACAUAACAAGAUUCAACAACUGAGACACAAACUGAACAAGUUCCACAGACAUGUGACUAAUGACUAAUGUGACUAAUGUGUCCCUGAACAAAGAGGGGUCAAAAUCAAAAGUAACAGUCAGUAUCUGGUGUGGCCACGAGCUACAUUAAGUACUGCAGUGCAUCUCCUCCUCAUGGACUGCACCAGAUUUGCCCGUUCUUGCUGUGAGAUGUUACCCCACUCUUUCACCAAGGCACCUGCAAGUUCCCGGACAUUUCUGGGGGGAAUACCCUAGCCCUCACCCUCCGAUCCAACAGGUCCCAAACGUGCUCAAUGGGAUUGAGGAGGGACAUGUCAGGGUGAGCCUGCAGGAAGGGUACCACAUGAGGGAGGAGGAUGUCUUCCCUGUAACGCACAGCGUUGAUAUUGCCUGCAAUGACAACAAGCUCAGUCCGAUGAUGCUGUGACACACCACCCCAGACCAUGUCGGAUCCUGGCCCUCCAAAUCGAUCCCGCUCCAGUGUACAGGCUUCCUUUGACGAUAAACGAAAAUCUGACCGUCACCCCUGGUGAGACAAAACUGCUACCCGCCAGUAAAGAGCACUUUUUGCCAGUCCUGUCUGGUCCAGCGAUGGUGGGUUUGUGCCCAUAGGCAACAUUGUUGCCGGUGAUGUCUGGUGAAGACCUGCCUUUACAACAGGCCUGCAAGCUCUCAGUCCAGCCUCUCUCAGCUUAUUGUGGACAGUCUGAGCACUGAUGGAGAGAUUGUGCAUUCCUGGUGUAACUUGGGCAGUUGUUGUUGCCAUCCUGUACUUGUCCCGCAGGUGUGAUGUUGGAAUGUACCGACCCUGUGCAGGUGUUGUUACACAUGGUGUGGUAGCAGAAUCAGAAUUAGUUAGGUAACAUUGAUAAAUAAGAUGUUUUAUUUAUAUAAUAAUGCUUAUGUGAGAUAUUUGUCAUUAGAAUGUUUUCUUUUGGAUAAUACUGUUGGCAGUUUGCAGUUAUCCCUUCUCUGCAAAGGCUUAGUAACUAGGGGCCCAGAGAAGGGAGAGGUCAGGCUUGUCUUCUUAUGGGAAUGUGUCUGUAACUAUUGCACGUCCCCUCUGAGGUUGCCAUAUCUUGAUUUAGUAUAUGACCUCUUGUCCAGGAGGGAGUGUCUUUGAUAUGGGAGUAUCUACAAUUGACAAUUGAUAUAUGCCAUUGUGCCAUUGGAUGAGGUAAUGUUUUGGUCCUAAGUGGUACUAAGAACGAGCUAAGAACUUCGUCUAAGAGGGCAAACUGAAUGAUAAUUUAUAGCCAAUGCUGUCUGGCUAUGGGAUACUCCUCUCUAAAGUAAAAUCUUGCUUUGUGAAAUGUUCCUAAGAUAUGUUAUUUGUCAUGUGAGUUUAGAUGGGUGCUAUAAAGGAUCUCAGUUGCCAUUCUGUCAUCCUGUCUCCCUGUAGCGUUGUCUUAGGCGUCUCACAGUACGGACAUUGCAAUUUAUUGCCCUGGCCACAUCUGCAGUCCUCAUGCCUCCUUGUAGCAUACCUAAGGCAUGUUCACACAGAUGAGCAGGGACCCUGGGCAUCUUUCUUUUUGUGUUUUUCAGAGUCAGUAGAAAGGUCUCUUUAUAGUGUCAGCUGUAAGCUGUUAGUGUCUUCACGACCGUUCCGCAGGUGCAUGUUCAUUCAUUGUUUAUGUUUCAUUAAACAAGCAUGGGUAACAGUGUUUAAACCCUUUACAAUGAAGAUCUGUGAAGUUAUUUGGAUUUUUACGAAUUAUCUUUGAAAGACAGGGUCCUGAAAAAGGGACAUUUAUUUUUUUUGCUGAGUUUAGAAGAAUUAAUCAAAUCAAAUAAAAAUAAUUGGGUAAAUUGGGUAACGGUUAGUAUCUUGGGACAUUUACUGAAUGCACUAUGUAUAUCCUUGCCAUUAUUCUGUAUAUUGCGUUCUAUAUAAUAGAUGUAUUUAGUAAUCUCUGGUUAAGCAAUACUCUGUACGAUUCUUGCUCUCACUAUAGCCACAUCUCAUGACUUGCAAGUCCAAAUUGUAGAGAUAUGUACUGAAUGAAUGAUUGAAUAUAUGACUCAGUCUUUCAACAACACAUCUGUGGGUAGUGCAUUCUGGGGAUCAAUGAUAAAGCACCAAUAAGGUACAUAGCGAAAGCUUUUUUAUUUGUUUCAAUUGUGUUUUAGUAUGCUAGUCAAUUUCUGCAUUUUUGUCCUCCUAAACAUUUUGGAUAAUGUAAACAUUUUGGAUGUUACAUUAUCCAAUCUGUUAUUUUGUGUGAAUACAGUAUAUAUUUGUUUUCAGCUGUCUGACUUAGUGUUAUCUCUGUGUAAUAUCAUCAACAUUAACAUAUUUUAUUAUAUAAUAUGUAUGUUAUACCCCAAGGAUACAUUUAGGAGUCAUGCUCGACAGGAACCGCAUGAGAUAUGGGUUGAAUGAGUAUUCACGGCCUGCCGAAGACUGUCACCGAUAAUGUAUCACUAUAAUGAAUAGGUAACUAGACAGAUUUUCUUUACUACAUGAUCACAUCACCAACCCGUAAAUAUUAAUUAUUUCCAAAUGGUAAUUUCCUCAUAAUAAUCGACAGUUCAAUCUGCUUGUCGCCAGCAUUAGCAUGACACUAUGUUAUGAUGGCUUUCCCCCCCUAAAUUAUACGUUUGUAAUGAUGAUGGCCCAAUCUGAAAUGUAUCAACAGAUAUAUAUGUAUUUAUAUUAUUUAUUUUGUGUUUAUUUAUUUUGUGGUCCUUAUUAUUAUUUAUUUUUUUACAGAUGACAUAUUUUAAUCAGCGUUUUAUAUAUUUCUGUCACGACUUCGGCCAAAGUUGGUCCCUCUCCUUCUUCGGGCGGUGUUCGGCGGUUGACGUCACCGGCUUUCUAGACACCACCGAUCCAUGUUUCAUGUUAGUUUUGUCUUGAUUAUUUACACACCUGGUUUCCAUUCCAUUAAUUAUGUUCAUUAUUUAACCCUCUGAUUUCCUUCUCUGUUUUGUGCGUUAUUGUUUGUCAUGUGGGUUCUCGUUGUUCGUGCUUUAGUUUAUUGUAUAUGUUCCUUGUUGGAAUUUUAACAUUUAUUGAGUAAAUCUUGGAUUAUUACUCAGAACUGUGUCCUGCGCCUGACUCUGCAUUUAUUUAAUUUUAACAACGGCCUCACAGAGUAAUGCACCAAUAUUAUGGAGUCAGCGGGUACAGCCAGCCCUCCUCUCCCAAUGGAGGAGUGUGUUCAGCAGCAGGCGACCAUGUUACAGAGUCUCGGUACAGCCAUGGAUCGCGUGCUGCAAACCAUGGACCGAUGGGAGAGAGGGGGUUUUCCACUCCCCCCUUCAGCACACUCCCAGCUCCCACAACAACCGACCCAGAGAUACACUUCCUACAUCAUUAGAAUAAAGUGGGUUUCGACUCUCACUCCUGGGAGCAUAUGAUGGAACGGCUCCCGGGUGCCAGGGUUUCCUUCUCCAGCUGGAGCUCUACCUGGCAGCUGUUCAGCCAGGCCCUUCAUGACGCGAGAGAGUGAGCGCCCUCAUCUCUUGUCUGACUGGAAAAGCACUAGUAUGGGCCAACGCUGUCUGGAGAGAAGAAGGACUGACGUUGGACAAUUACGAAGAUUAAGCCCGGUUUUCGAUCAUCCAACGGAGGGGAGAGCGGUGGGGGAACGCUUGUUGGAAUGAGCAGGCCCUGAUCGACCACUACAGUUGUAGUUUACGUGAGGACGUUCGCAGGGAGUUGGUCGGUGCUGGGGAGGUUCUCCAGGUAAUCGAGGUGGCAGUGGAGCACUGGUGAAUCAUCUCAGGUGAUUAGGAACACACCUCACCCAGAGCUCCCUGUUGCACACGUGGUUGAAUGUUGCCUUUCCUGAGUUGUCCCAGCUUUCCCAGCAUAAGGCGCUAGUAGAUUCAGGUGCAGCUGGGAACUUUAUUGACCUUUGCACUUAGUUUAGGGAAUCCUAUUGUUCCUGUUGAUGUCCCCUUCCCUGUACAUGCCUUAGAUAGUCGUCCAUUGGGGUCAGGGCUAAUCAGGGAGGUCACUAUAAUGAACAAGGAAGUUGGGGCACCAAGGAAAGUAUUCAGAUUACAAAGUUAUAAUUUCCCAAUAUAGUGUAAGGCACCUAGACACCUGCCAAGAGGGAAAUUGCAGCCUCUUCCCGUUCCACAACGACCGUGGUCACACCUAUCGGUGGAUUUCGUGACGCAUUCCACGAUCCUAGUCAUUGUGGAUAGGUUUUCUAAGUCCUGCCUUCUCCUUCCUUUGCCCGGUCUCCCUACGGCUCUAAAUUCUGCGGAGGCCCUGUUCACCCACGUAUUCCGACACUACGGGGUGCCUGAGGAUAUAGUUUCUGAUCGGGGUCCCCAAUUAACAUCUAAAGUCAGUAGGGCAUUUAUGGAGCGCCUGGGGGUCUCGGUUAGCCUCAGCUCAGGUUUUCACCCCAAGAGUAACGGGCAGGUAGAGAGAAUUAACCAGGUUGUGGGUAGGUUUCUGCAGUCCUAUUGCCAGGACCGGCCGGGGGAGUGUUCGGUUUUCAUCCCCUGGGCGGAGAUGGCCCAAAACUCCCUUUGCCACUCUUCCACUAACCUCUCCCCUUUCCAGUGUGUGCUAGGUUAUCAGCCGGUCCUGGUACCUUGGCAUCAGAGCCAGAUCGAGGCUCCUGCGGUGGAUGAAUUGUUUCGACACUCGGAGGCGACAUGGGACGCUGCUCAUGUGCAUUUACAACGGGCCAUCAGGCGACAGAAGGCGAGUGCCGACCGCCACUGCAGUGAGGCGGAUCGGGUCUGGCUCUCGACCCGAAACCUUCCCUGCCGGAAGCUGGGUCCGUGGUUCUUGGGGCCAUUUGAAGUCCUGAGGAGAUUGGACGAGGUUUGAUAUAGGUUACAACUUCCCCUGAUUAUCGUAUUAACCCCUCGUUCCAUGUGUCUCUCUUCAGGCCGGUGGUGGCUGGUCCGCUCCAGCAGUCUGAGGUGCGGGAGGUUCCUCCGCCCCCUCUGGACAUCGAGGGGGCCCCGGCGUAUACUGUGCGAGCCAUCAUGGACUCAAGACGUCGGGCGAGAGGCCUUCAGCACCUCGUGGAGUGGGAGGGGUAUGGUUCGGAGGAGAGAUGCUGGGUGCCGGUGGAGGACAUCCUAGAUCCUUCAUUACUGCAGGAAUUUCACCGCCUCCAUUCGCAUCGUCCUGCGCCUCGUCCUCCAGGUCGUCCCCAAGGCCGGUGUCGGCGCGUUGCUGGA
Messenger RNA from Oncorhynchus masou masou (cherry salmon), 8890 nucleotides. RefSeq names its product pro-neuregulin-1, membrane-bound isoform-like. Gene Ontology annotation, molecular function: chemorepellent activity; protein tyrosine kinase activator activity. Gene Ontology annotation, biological process: intracellular signal transduction; activation of transmembrane receptor protein tyrosine kinase activity; nervous system development. The transcript has 8 exons. The record is from RefSeq and is a predicted model, not a curated record. Lineage: Eukaryota; Metazoa; Chordata; Actinopteri; Salmoniformes; Salmonidae. The coding region runs from base 782 to 2941 and encodes 719 amino acids.